Messenger RNA from Symbiodinium sp. CCMP2456, 831 nucleotides. The record is from the annotation of a GenBank genome assembly. Lineage: Eukaryota; Dinophyceae; Suessiales; Symbiodiniaceae.
AUGUUGCUGGUUUCUGCAGAAAAUCGGGGAUGCGUUUCCCGGACCGUGGGCGGCGGCCCUGCCGCUGGAAGUUCGAUGAGCUGCGCGGCCAUCGAUCUGCCUGCUGGAGAGCUGGUCCGGGACACGCUGCAGCUGGAGGCGGGAGCCAAGGCCACCCGGCAGGUCCUGCUGCGGAAGGGUGAGCACGUCAGUUGGGUCUGUACUGUUGAAAGUUCUCUAACGCUGGACUUCAUGGUGAAGCUUUCUUCAAGGAGGCCGCAGGAAGUUCGUUGCGUCGACCGGCCCCUGAGACUCCUUGGCGUCGACAAGGGCCGCAUGGUGAAGGACCGCGAGCGUGGCUCCGUUUUUCAAGGCUACCUGGACCUCUUUGGCGAACAUGCCGACUGUGUGAAGCAAUCUGAUACCUGUGAACCUGUUGCGACUCUGUAUUUCGAGAUGGACAACAGCUUCAGCUUCUUCACGGCCAAGGACAUCGUCCUGCAAGUCUCGAAGCAGACGCUGCGAACUACACAGACACAUCAGACACCUGACGCCAGCGUGCCAGCGCCAGUUCCUACCAGUUCGGAAGACAGCAUGGAACCGGUGCAGAAAGAACCUACAGCUUCCGCCGCUUCCGCCAGUGCAUCGACCUCCCAAAGCCGACCAUGCUCUCUUCUGACGCAGCGCUCCGGAGACCUUCGCUUCGGCCGCUUGCAAACUCUCUUGAAGGACGCCAUCCGCCUAUGUCCAGCAGAUGCCAGCGCGGCACUGGAGCACCUUCUCGCAGCACAGGCUAGGCUCCAAGAGUAUGCUCAGCAAGCCGCUGAGGACGACCUGGGCCCCUUGAGCUAG